Messenger RNA from Spodoptera littoralis (African cotton leafworm), 667 nucleotides. NCBI's taxonomy places the organism in Eukaryota, Metazoa, Arthropoda, Insecta, Lepidoptera, Noctuidae. The record is from the annotation of a GenBank genome assembly.
GAGCCACCCUCGAAGUGAUGUCAACAUAUGCACGGCGGCGCAGCUGAGAGUGAUGUUGCCGACGUCAGUGGAACAUAGUAUGCCUCCACCGUUUAUCGAUAUAAAUAAUAUUCAUGAUAUACCACCUCCUCAAGCGGAUUUCUCAGCACCACCCCCUUAUGAUGUGGCUGCAAACUCCAAACUCCCUACAUAUGAGGAAGUUCAGAGGGAAAAACAGAUGGAGGGGGAAGACCUGCCACAGAUGCAAGGCCCCCCUCCAAACCACCCGACUUUUGCGGCCUUCGUAACGGUGGAACCGACCGAGGGUUCAGCUGAACAACUGGAUCCCGAGAACAGUCUACUUGGCACAGACAUCAUGUUCUUAACAUCAUUUUUUGUGGCAUUCCUGUUUAACUGGAUCGGUUUCCUGCUCCUGAUGUGUUUCUGUCACACGGUGGCGAGUCGCUACGGUGCUCUGGCCGGCUUUGGGCUCUCUCUCGCUAAAUGGACACUUAUAGUGAAACACUCAACCGAGCUCGCGUCCCACGAGAACUCCUGGCUCUGGUGGCUUAUAAUGGCGUUUGGUAUCUUAAUCUGCGUUCGUGCUAUCAUCCAGUACCUGAACAUCAAGCGCGGCUGGCGUCUACUCUCUGGCACGGCUCAAGAGCGACUGCUCUUCUUCUACUAA